Messenger RNA from Exaiptasia diaphana, 3121 nucleotides. Its product is annotated as neuropeptide FF receptor 2. Gene Ontology annotation, biological process: G protein-coupled receptor signaling pathway. Gene Ontology annotation, molecular function: G protein-coupled receptor activity. The transcript has 2 exons. The coding region runs from base 1958 to 3094 and encodes 378 amino acids. NCBI's taxonomy places the organism in Eukaryota, Metazoa, Cnidaria, Anthozoa, Actiniaria, Aiptasiidae. Gene Ontology annotation, cellular component: membrane. The record is from RefSeq and is a predicted model, not a curated record.
UUGGAGCCAGUACUAGAAAAUGCUAUUAUUGCUUUUUUUAAAGCAAAAAAUGAAAAAAAUUAAUUAAUUAAAUUAAAAAAAAUUAAAUUAAAUUUUAAACAAUUAAAAUUGUCUACGACAUUUCAUGCUCGAAGAGCUUUCCUAACUGAAUUCAUUCAAAAGACACUGCUAGGUGUUGCGGUACCGGGAAAGUGAACAAAUAGGCAGGCUUUGGUGCGUUUUAUGAGUAUUCCAAUCACGGUCCAUAUUUACAGCAUAAUCCUAGUUAUGAUAAUGCGUGUAUAUUUUGGAUUGUUGAACCUAAAUAAAGUACAUGCCAGUAGCAUUGUCCUAACGUUAUAAACUGAAUACCACAUAAUAACGCGGUCCCAGUGAUCCGACACUUAUGUCAUAUUAGAUCGGUAGAAGUGCAUGAAUUGAAUUAAAUGUGAUUCGCUCAUGGGUACCUUUCUAGGGUUUCUGGACGGUUCCUAGCGUAUGCCAAGGCCGUACGGUCAAAAUAGGAAUAACAAAUAUURAUUGCAUGAACAGCAGGUCACACACAGGUGGAUAUUCAAGGAUAUUCUUCAUAAUAAGGAAUCAAGGAGGCAGUCAUGAAGUCGAGUAAAAUUUCUUGCUUUUAAAAGACGGAAAAUAGAUGUGCAUUGGUUAACACGUUUAUUUUAAAAGAAUGUAAUGGGAUGAUGUAGUUGUAACAUAAGAUUGUCAUCUCAGAUAACUAAUGUUUACCUUGAAGGCUCAAAUCCCUUCGUCCAGAUCACUACAACUUUAUUAAGGGAGCACCCAUAACCGGUCUAUAUAUCAUAAAUAAGCUAACAAAUUAAAGAUCUGACAGGGUGUUUUCUUACUAAACCCAAAAAAUCUUUUGAAGGCAUCUACAAAUAUCUUCAGGCCUCACACACCUUCAAACUGUGUUUCAUAACAUGUGACGUCACAAUCACCGACUGUGAUAAUUGGCGGCGAAAUGGAACUAAAAGACGUGUAUAAAGACACAGGCUGGACUUUUUUUUUUCUUUUGCAUGUGAAAGCAGCGGGCUUUUUGUCACAAACGAUACUAGUGAUACCACUGGAAGCACGUUUGUUUGUUGCUUUGAGUUAUUUCGAGCGAAAAAAACAWCUUAUUACUCUGAGUAUGCCUAACUUCCGUGCUUCUAACGAGAGAUUAGGGAGUGAUUUUAGAUCAACCAAUAUAACUUGAUAAUGAAAUAGUAUAUAUCCAGAAGAAAAUACGACAAUCAGUAGAAAAUCUUCUCAAAAACUCUUCCGAUCAACAACGUUUUAUUGAAUUGGGUUUAAAAGUGAUUUAUUGUGUUCUGAGUUAUUUAUUGUACAUGCAGAACAUCAUUUAAUGAAUAAGUAAAUGAUCAGUGUAAAACCGCCAAAAGCCAAGAAGGAUAUGAUAGGCCACCAGAAGGAAAUUAAAAAUUAGUGCCGAGGAAAAGAAACAUCGAAACAAACAGAUUAAAACGUAAUAGUGACGUCGUGCAUAAGYCUUGGAUUAAAAAGCGACAUUUAGAACCUUAAAAGAGAUAUGAUUCUCAGCCUCUGUAGCUGAUCAGAGUAAGUUAGUGCCAACGUGUGACGCAGCGUCCUAACCAGGAUUUCUUGAUAUAGAGGCAGAAUUUCGUCAGCAAGUGAGGCCGAUUUUGACAAGAUCUGUUCAAGAUAUCUUGCUAAAAUAACAAAUAGCUACGUGCACCUCAUAUUGUAGCUGAACAGAACACUGAAAGGCGACUUGAAAAUAAUAGAAGAUMGUAGCGUUCUAAGUGCAUGUGGUACGUGCAGCAUCUAAAAUAACCUAAAAAAAACAGAGUGUGACACUACUUCUAAACACUACUUCAUCGGUGGUUUGUGUUCUCGAGAGAAAUUGGGUAGAUCAACGCAGAUGGACGCUAUAUUCCAACAUUUAAUGAAGUCAAAAAGAAAGGAAAAAAAACUUGAUGAAUAAGAAUCCAAGAUGAAUCAAACUUCAAACUCAAGCAUCGUUACGAGCAACCAGAAUGUCMUUAUUGUUCAAAUGUUUUUUUACUGUAUGAUAACUUGCAUAGGGGCAACCGGCAACAUUCUCAUAUGCAUAGCAAUAUUACGAAGACGUCAGCACAAGAUUAGUGAAUACUUUAUCUUUAAUCUAUCCGUUACUGAUUUAGCCGUUUGUACGAUUAGCAUACCAUUAGAUGUCGUUGAGAGAAUACUAGGCUAUUGGCCAUAUGGAACUGUGUUAUGUAAAAUAAUCUAUCCCUUCCAGACUAUCUUAAUGUCAGUUUCAGUAUCAACACUAUUGGCCAUGAGCCUUGAGCGUUAUAGAGUGAUAAUGCACCCUUUUAAACCUCGUAUUAAGGUCCAUAAAUCACGUUCUAUUAUCGCAGGGAUGUGGGCAGGAAGUAUUAUCCUUGUCUUGCCGUACGUAURUGUAUUAUCACAUGAUGGUCAAAACUGUAUAGAAAAGUGGCCUUCAGAUAACACCUUCGUACAGGCUUACACCAUGUCUGUAUUUAUAGUUCUCUAUCUAUGUCCUUUAUCCAUCAUAACUGUGGCAUAUAGUUUAGUUGGUGCGAAACUCUAUCGGGACAUUAACAGAAUGAAAGGAAUAUUCGCAACGGAGAACAAAACAGCUGGAAACCGCAUGCUGAAGAGCAGAGCACACCGCAAUCUUAGGAUUGUUAAGAUCUUUAUUGUGGCCGUGUGCGCGUUUGCAGUGUGCUUCCUACCGACUCACGUGAUGUGGGUGUGGCAUGAUUUUGGGAGCGGCUCCGAAUCGUCAAACUUUACAAAUCUGCUCGUUUUYGCAAACAUCCUGGUCUACUUCAAUAGCUGUGUAAAUCCAUUCAUCUUUGGCACUUUACAGACACAGUGCACCUCAUUCAAAGCGCUGUUCAAGCGAUCUGAUAGAUCACACAGACGAAAGCUCUCAUUAUAUUCACUGCGCAUGUCGUUUAACAGCUCAUUCCAAGGUCAUAUUCACUCGUUAAGAGGAGCAAGAAGUUCGUCCAAAAGGGGURCCUUGUUUAACAGUAGACUUCUACUCAUGUACUCCUCUGAACAAGUCAAAAGAAGUCGAGAAUGGGAACGUUUAGCCUUGGAAUCAAACAUGUAAAAUUAGUUGUAUAAUAGAGUAAUUAGU